AUGUCUGCGUUCCCUGUAUGUCGUGUGGCAGCACCUAAUUUAUUGUCAAAAUUGCAGAAGACUCACCUUCCCACAAACAUCCCUCCACUUAUCAGGAGUCAAGCUGUGGGUCUAUUGAACACGAAAAAAGAAAAGUUUAAUCUUCAAGUUGUUUUCCCAAAAGAUACCACGUGUAACCACGUCCCAGGAUUCAUACAUGAAUAUUUACACGUAACAUAUUCAAAGUCAGGUCUGCUCUUUAAGUGCAAAACAGAGACGGUGUCUGCUUGCAUCAUGCGUGCUGUGUUUUUCGACGUACCCUCGGAGGCACAAAAAAUGGGACUGCAGGAGUGUUCGGCGUGGCAAAAGUUUAUACUCUGUACACAAUAUUUGUUGAGGGCUGCAUUGGCUAACGGUCUUGCAAAGCGACGGACGGGUAUUUAUGCUGACAACUCAACCCAAAAAUUUACCACCAUGGAGCUUUUGGAAUCAUCGGCCGAUAAGGCAGCAAUAGUAGUCCUCGUUUACUACCUAAAUCUG
This is a messenger RNA of Opisthorchis viverrini, 519 nucleotides long. RefSeq lists its product as hypothetical. The transcript is spliced from 4 exons. The annotation marks the transcript as partial. Lineage: Eukaryota; Metazoa; Platyhelminthes; Trematoda; Opisthorchiida; Opisthorchiidae. The record is from RefSeq and is a predicted model, not a curated record.